UGUGAAAAGGAAAUAUAAAGUAUCUUGCUAGACAUUGUCGGAAAAAAUUUCAAUUAAUUUAAAAUUUAAGUAUUUUUUUACUUUAGUUUAAAAUCGUGUAAUCCCAAGGAUUACAAUUUGUCUGUAGUAAAGUUUGGUGAAAAGUUCUGUGGUCUAUAAUGUUUCUAGUCGCCUGAACUGAAAUUACAUUUUUACUCACCAUGCUCAUCGGUGAGUUGAUCUAAGUGCAGCUCCUCUGGAUUUUUUUAAGAGGAGGCUUUAAAAUUCAUCAAGAAAAUGCUUAACAAGGUAUCGUGCCUCCGUCAGCUCAUUGACAGCAGCGCACUAAAUCCAUUUCAAAUUUUAAAAUCAAAGUUUUCCACACGUUCCCAACAUGUGAAAAAGACCAAGAGGGUAGUGAGGCCUAAUGCCAGUAAUUUGAAUGAACCUCAAGAUGUUCCAUUUAUGAAUUAUGGAAAGAGUAAAAACUAUAAUCGAGUGUAUUCGUGGGGGCUGGCUGAACAUGGAGCCCUUGGGUACCUGCCAAAGCCAAAACGCAAAAGAUCCCAGCGACCCUUCUUCUUUCGCCCGCUUCGAAUCCAUUUUGCUUAUCAAUAUCCGAUUACCAAAAUGGCAUGUGGUUAUGGUUUUACAAUUUUUGGAACUGCAAAAGGAUGUAAAGAAAAAGUCUUUGGUAGCGGUAUAAAUUCGGAUGGACAGAUUGGAUACCAUGACCCUCGUCGAAACAACCCAUUGUGUCUAGUAUUAGCGCCUGUGCCUGUGUACAUCCCAUACAAGAGUCCAAAAACUGUUGAGAUUCUUCAAUUGUCUGCGGGCAGAGCUCAUUGUGCAAUAUUAUCAACAGAAGGUGUUCAUUUCCUCGGACACAAUGCAUAUGGUCAGUGUGGCCGCCCUAUUGUUGAAAAUGAGGACUAUAUUAGGAACAAAGUGCCAUCUCAGGCUAUCAGACUCGGAAACGAAAAAAUAGUUAGUGUUUGCUGCGGACAAGAUCACAGUAUGUUUAUCACUGAAUCUGGGAAGGUGUAUGCUUGUGGAUGGGGGGCUGACGGACAAACUGGACUUGGUCAUCAUGAAAAUGAGUGGCAACCUUCGCUGGUCAAAGGUGAUAUUCAAGAUGAGAAAAUUGUAAAAAUUUCAUGCAAAUCGGAUUGUGUCCUAGCCUUGAAUGACAAAGGUGAUGUGUUUGCUUGGGGAAAUUCAGAGUACGGACAGCUUAUGAGAGAUGAUGCAAUACAGCAAGUGAAUGUUCCGAUGCAUAUGAAAAAAUUGAAAGGUCUUGGCAAGAUUUUGGAUAUCGCAUCAGGUGGCACUAACUGUGCGGUUAUCAAUGAGGAGGGCAAAGUAUUCACGUGGGGCUUCGGAAUUUUGGGAAAUGGACCAAAUGUGUACAGAAAUCCUGUUCCUACUCUUAUUCCCCCUCCACUGUUUGGCUGCAAUGAAAUUAGCCCGGAUACUAAAGUUGUACGAAUAGAGGCUGGAUUAACGCAUUUUGCGGCUAUCACUAAUUACGGGAACUUAUACACUUGGGGCCGCAAUCAAGAUGGCCAGUUGGGUUUAGGACACUUGAGGGAACAAUAUUUUCCUCUACAGGUUUCUCUCGGUGCCGUUGUGAAAGAAGUUUCCUGCGGAGUCGAUCACACUGUAGCAAUGGCCGAACCUUUUAUUUAAAUGUCAUUUUUAAUUUGCCAGUUCUGCAUUUGCUGAAGAAUCUAGUCAGAUCUCAUUCAAAGGAUUUACCAUCAUUUUAAUGUUUCAAUCCUUAAUGUAAGUAAAUCAUGUGAAUUUCAUCAAAGCCAGGACAUAGUAUAAAUAUUUACUAAGUUUAUUUUUAUUUUUGUAAAUCAUUGCAAUAAGCCUCCAAACAAGGUCUGAAUUAAAGCACUGCGCGAAAUAGUUUCUUUGUAAAAUUACACGGAGAAAAUGAACCUGGUAACGGGAAGUCUAGAAAUCAACUUCUUAACAAAUUUUAAUGUUCACAUUUAACAUUGGUUGAACAGCAAAAAUACAAAUGACGUCCAUUUUCUAAUCUAACUUCCAUUUGAUUACGUGUUGAUACCUGGUUUAGGAGUUAGUUUCUGAACCUCCCUUUGUUUAAAUUGUUUUCCAUGCAAGAUUUUGAUAUUUUCACCAACAACAUCAUUGUCUACAGUACCAUCAGAUAGAGUUGCAAUGAAGCAUCAUAAUUAUAUUUUCACCCUCAAAAUUUCAAACAGAACAUGGUUGUCGUGUUAAUAACUUUUCAAGUUCAAUUCAAAAAGAAAUUCUUGUCCUCUGAUUUUUUUGAUUCGAACUUCCCACUCGCCAAAAAAUUAAAAUCUACAUGAGUAUAUACGGUUUUGAAAAUUGUAUGUAUAAGAAUUUUGGGUCUAGAAUAAAUUUAGCAUUUUUCCCGAAAUAAUUUUGACAUAUGCUGAAUUUUUUCAUCAAAAAAAUACAAAUGCUGUGAAUUAGAGAAAGGGUAGGGUUUCAUAAAAAGGAAUCUCAGUUAUUUGAAAACAUUUUAAUAUACUUUUCCAUAGCUGAUUCUUAUACACAUUGAUUUUAGUGUUUACAGCAGCAGGGAGUCAGAAUUAAUUGAUUCUAAUGUAAACCAUAAAUGCAUGUUAAAGUUAGUAUCGUGACUUUUUAUCUUGUUCUUUGUUCUGUUUGAAGAUGAAGAAUAAUUCUUUUUGAUACUUCAAUUUUUACUCUGUUUCGUGGUCCAUCUAGAAGUUUUCUUCCGUGUUGUGAGGGAAACAUACUGCUAAGAAAUAAGGAACAAAGCAAACAUUUUGGAAACAGUUGUAUAUUUUCCAAAAUAAAUAAUACAAACAUGUAA
This is a messenger RNA of Bemisia tabaci, 2818 nucleotides long. The record is from RefSeq and is a predicted model, not a curated record. NCBI's taxonomy places the organism in Eukaryota, Metazoa, Arthropoda, Insecta, Hemiptera, Aleyrodidae.